CGACACAUAAAUAGCCAAACACAUCCUUAACAGUUUCACGAACCUUCUACACUACAUUUUUUCCUUUCAAACUCCCACUACGACCAAACCCAGUUAAUUCAAAACCAACAGCAUAAUUUUCCAUAAGAACUUUCGCAUAUUCUGUGCCAAAAAAUAUUCUAAAGUAAUUUCCAAAACUGAUAAAGCAUCUCAAUCACACCAAAUUCCAAAACACUUCAAAAACUUCACAUUUCGCAAUCACAUUAUUCAUCGAUCUUGCUCUCUCACCAGAGAGCUCGAUCUCCACACCACAAAACCAAAUGCCAGACACCGAACAGCCGCCGUCAACGGCGGAAACCACCACGAAGCUCUUCGGGAAAUACGAACUCGGCAAGCUCCUAGGCUGCGGCGCGUUCGCCAAAGUUUACCACGCGCGGAACGUCGAAAACGGACAAAGCGUGGCCGUGAAAGUAAUCAACAAGAAGAAAAUCAACGCCAUAGGACUCGCCGGGAACGUGAAACGCGAAAUCUCAAUCAUGAGUCGUCUCUGUCACCCUAACAUCGUUAGGCUUCACGAAGUUCUCGCUACCAAAACGAAAAUCUACUUCAUCAUGGAGUUCGCUAAAGGCGGCGAACUCUUCGCGAAAAUCUCCAGUAGAGGCCGUUUCAGCGAAGAUCUAUCGCGGCGGCUUUUUCAACAACUCAUCUCCGCCGUCGGUUACUGCCAUAACCGUAACAUCUUCCACCGUGACUUGAAACCUGAAAAUCUCUUGCUCGAUGAUAAGGGGAAUUUGAAGGUUACGGAUUUUGGAUUAAGUGCGGUGAAAGAGCAGAUUCGUGUGGACGGGAUGUUACACACGCUUUGUGGAACACCUGCUUACGUGGCACCGGAGAUUUUGGCGAAGAGAGGUUACGACGGAGCUAAGGUGGAUAUUUGGUCUUGUGGUGUUAUUCUGUUUGUUCUCGCUGCUGCUUAUCUUCCGUUCAACGAUCCGAAUUUGAUGGCGAUGUAUAGGAAGAUUUACACCGGGGAAUUUAAGUGUCCGCGGUGGUUUUCACCGGAUCUACGGCGGUUUUUGUCGCGGUUGAUGGAUACGAAUCCGGAGACGAGGAUAACUAUUGAUGAGAUUACUAGAGAUCCUUGGUUUAGGAAAGGGUAUAAGGAGGUCAAGAUUUAUGAAGAGGGUUAUGACUUUGGGGAGAAGGUUGGUGUUAGUGUUAGGGGUGAGGAAGAGGAUAAUAAACCGGUGGAUUUGAAUGCAUUUGAUAUAAUAUCGUUUUUCUCGUCUGGAUUGAAUCUAUCUAGGUUGAUUGGAGAUGGGAUCGGUGAAGGGGAGAGGUUUAUGUUGAAGGAGUUACCAGGGAGGGUUGUGGAGAGGGCGGAGGCGGCGGCGAAGGCGGAGGGGUUAGUGGUGAGGAAGAAGAAGGAAUGUGGGGUGGAGAUUGAGGGGCAAAAUGGGGAUUUGGUGAUUGGGGUUGAGGUUUACCGGUUAACGGCUGAGCUGGUUGUGGUUGAGGUGAAGAGGUUUGGUGGGGACGCGGUUGCUUUUGAGAAUGUGUGGAGGGAAAAGUUGAGGCCCCAUUUGUGUGAUGAUGCAACGACGUCGCAUCAGGAGCCAAGUACCUCUCACGCGGUUUCUGCUGACUCAGCUAUUUGAGUUGUGGGGUCCUCUCCAACUAUUUUGAUAAAAAAAAUUUAAAAUAAAAAAAAUUGAUUUAAAGAUUUUGCUGUGGCCAAAAUGUAAUUUACAUGCUUACUUAUGUUACUCUAGUGUGACCAAGUUUAUAUAUAUAUACUUUAACUUCACAUGUUAAGUGUAUUUAGUGUAAUUAUGAUUGUGAUGCUUUGUGUUACUGAACAGUGUUCUUUGAUUUGUUUGUGAGAA
Messenger RNA from Vicia villosa (hairy vetch), 1865 nucleotides. RefSeq names its product CBL-interacting serine/threonine-protein kinase 11. Gene Ontology annotation, molecular function: protein kinase activity; ATP binding. Gene Ontology annotation, biological process: signal transduction; protein phosphorylation. The coding region runs from base 300 to 1637 and encodes 445 amino acids. Lineage: Eukaryota; Viridiplantae; Streptophyta; Magnoliopsida; Fabales; Fabaceae. The record is from RefSeq and is a predicted model, not a curated record. The transcript is spliced from 2 exons.